Molecule: messenger RNA, 3617 nt
Organism: Anguilla rostrata (American eel)
Lineage: Eukaryota; Metazoa; Chordata; Actinopteri; Anguilliformes; Anguillidae
Product: homeobox protein otx5
Exons: 3
Coding region: 611-1498 (295 amino acids)
Biological process (GO): regulation of transcription by RNA polymerase II; multicellular organism development
Cellular component (GO): nucleus
Molecular function (GO): DNA-binding transcription factor activity, RNA polymerase II-specific; RNA polymerase II cis-regulatory region sequence-specific DNA binding
Source: RefSeq, a predicted model, not a curated record
UUUCUUGAUGCUCGCAGUUAAGUGGUCUCACCCCAACUCAGCAACACUCGCAGAAGGAGACCCGUCUUAACAGCGCCGAGAGACACGGACAGUAGAGUGCUGCCAAGGGACCGACAGAUUCGCGGAAGGAAGAGAAGAGGCAUUUCCCUCUUCAGCGCUAUUAAGGGCAUUAAUCUAAAACGCACGUAUCUGCUUGAAUAAAUACCCCGAACCAAAGCGUCAGCAAUAGCCUAGUUCAUGCGAUUCUGUGUGCGAAGGGAGAACGAGUAAACAGAUCAAAACCAAAAAACAGUAUACACCUCCUCUUGGAAAGUUCUACAGGUGUCUACACGGGCGACACAGGCAGCAGCUGUGCAUUGCACCUUUGCUCUUGGCCGAGGACCCGAAGUCCAACUUCGCCUUCUGCGACCGCUCGCCCAAAUCAGGCUAAUCGUGACACAGCGGAGAGGGGGACAAAACAACAAAAUUAGACAGAGAGAGACAGAGAGACAGAAAGGGACAGGCAACCCGCGAGACUCCAUUCGGUGAAGGAAAACCCGGCCCCUGGCGUAACAGUGUAUGAGAGAGAGAGAGGGAGAGAGAGAGAGCGUUUAAUAGAGCCGGCACAGGCAUGAUGUCUUACAUUAAGCAGCCUCAUUACGCCGUGAACGGGUUAACUCUGUCCGGCACGGGCAUGGACCUGCUACACUCCGCAGUAGGAUACCCGAACACCCCGCGGAAACAGCGCCGGGAGCGGACCACCUUCACUCGCGCGCAGCUGGACAUCCUGGAGGCGCUGUUCGCCAAGACGCGCUACCCUGACAUCUUCAUGAGGGAGGAGGUGGCCCUCAAAAUCAACCUGCCCGAAUCCCGCGUGCAGGUGUGGUUCAAGAAUCGACGCGCCAAAUGCCGCCAGCAGCAGCAGCAGAGCAGCGGGCAGUCCAAGCCCCGCCCGCCCAAAAAGAAAGCCUCCCCAGCCCGGGAGGCCGGCUCGGAGCCCAACGCCUCCGCCAACGGGCCCUACAGCCCAGUGCCGCCUCCCCCGGGCACCGCCAUCACCCCCAGCUCCAGCAGCGCCAGCGCCACCGUGUCCAUCUGGAGCCCGGCCUCCAUCUCACCGCUGCAGGACCCGCUGUCCGCCUCCACCACGCCCUGCAUGCAGCGCUCCACCGCCUACCCCAUGACCUACAGCCAGGCGCCGGCCUACAGCCAGAGCUACGGAGGCUCCUCCUCCUACUUCACCGGCCUGGACUGCAGCUCCUACCUCUCGCCCAUGCACCCGCAGCUGUCUGCCACAGGGGGCGCCCUCAGCCCCAUCUCUGCCUCCUCUAUGGGCGGGCCCCUGAGCCAGUCUCCGGCCUCCCUCUCCUCCCAGGGCUACACUGCCGCCUCCCUGGGCUUCGGCGCCGUCGACUGCCUGGACUACAAGGACCAAGCUGCCUCUUGGAAGCUCAACUUCAAUGCGGCAGACUGCCUGGACUACAAAGACCAGAACUCCUGGAAGUUCCAGGUCUUGUAGAGAAAUAUGAAGGGAGGAAGAGGAGAAGAGCAGGAGAGAAGUGAAGAGCAGAGAAGAGAACAACUGGAAAAAAUAAAACAAGCAAAAAUACUCAGAAGACUGGCAAAGGGUUGACAAAUUAUUUCAGUCCAUGAACGCCACAGACUGAGUACACUUUUCUUGAAAAAAGUUUUUGUUUUGUAUAACUGCUAUGCAUAAGUGUUAAAAUGCCUGGGUGUGUUAUUUUACAUAGAAGACAAAGACAUUUGUGCAGUUUGACUCUACAAGUUCUUUUCCAAAAGACCUGUAUCAAACUGUACUUUCAACAACAGGCAAAUAGACUAUUGAAUAUUAGUUUUGGUUUGUAGGGAUAGUUAAUUUUUUUUGCAAGAUAAAAGCUGUAAAAAAAACACAUUUACCACGAUUAAGAUUGCUAGAAACAUCACAUUUUUGAACAAUUAGCAAUAAUACAAUUAAAAAUAGAAUAUGAAAGCAAAAUCAUCAGCACAAGGUUGAAAUAUGCUUUUCAGCAUACACUGAUUGCUUUCAACCAACCAUAUAAUCCAUAUAAACAUUUGAAAAAGCAUAAAUCAGCAGGAUCAGUUAGAUAUUUGCAGGAUUGCAAAUGUGGAGAACAGGACUUCAGUACAGAAACCUCCAAUGGACUGAGGGGUUUAUAAUUUAUAACUUAUAUAUAGAUUAUAAAGGUGAAAACAAGGACAUUUUCAUCACCAAAUAAAAUGAACGUUAUCCUUAUACGUGAUCUUUAUGUGCGUAAUUAUGACUAAGAAGCCCAAGCAGUUUUGUAUUUAUAGAGUAAACUGGUCAAUCACAGUGUACAUGCAAUAGACAUGUAAAAGGUGAAAGCAGGGUAGGACAUGAUAGAAAAGCUUUUUUUUUUGUUUUUUUUAAUGAGCAUACAGCUGUAAAGGAUCAGCAUUUACAUGAGAUCAGCAUUUACAUGAUCAGUGCUUUCACGUCCUGCUCUCAUCUAGGUCUUCUUAAUGUCUUACAUUCCAUUUGUCAAAUUUUGUUGUGUUGGUUUGUUUAUGUACAAAGCUGCUUUUCUUGAUUAUAUAUAGUGAUACAGCUAUGAGCCAAAUGCACUGGUAGACAGCCAUGUGCAUGGAAGAGCUGGGGGCUGGAAGGGGGGGGUGGUCAGGUCCUCCUAUUUUAGCAAGAGAGGACUCAAGAGAGGGUGAAAAACUGAUGGGACAUACUCUGGGACAGAGUGGCACAGAGAACAGUGUGACUGUUUUUACUGCAUCGCCCUGGACCAACAUGAACUCCAGAGGGGGAUGGAGGGGAGGAGGAGGGGGGGGAGGGAGGUGUGCGGGAAGGGAGUAAGCCUCUUGUCCCAGACGCUUUGAUGCAUUACACAGUGGAAGUACUAGUGUAUUUGCACAGCAUUCUGGGAUACCCAAGGAGGACAAAAGAAGCACCUUUCAUGCUUCCAUCACAUCCCAUGUUUCAGAACUCUGAAGCGUCCCAUACUUAAGUACUGAAUCUACCCUUGAUGACUUAAAUAACCCUGCUGCCGAACACUGUAUUUAUGAAAUGUUUGCUAGACAGAAAUCAUGAUGAAAGAGAAGGGAAAAGCCAUAGCUGCUUUACCUUUGCACAGAAAGUGUGUAGUUUCUCUAAGUCACUACCAGCAAAUGAGUGAGGGGCACUGUUACGUGUUAAUGUAUUAUUUAAGUUUUUUAGUCUUUUAACAGUUUCAUGUUACUUUAAAUUUGUGAGUCCUUUUGAGUAAAAUUGUGAUCAUUUGUUUGAAGUUAAUAUUCUUAUAAUUAUUGUUAUUACUAUUAUUAUUACUAGUAAUAUUCUACAACUUUCAUUAAAAUUACUGUUAUUUCUUUUUUGUUUAAUUUUGUGAAUAUUAAACUUGACUUGAAAAAAAAAAUGCAAUCAUCUCAACAAUGUUACACAGACAAGACACAACACACAACUGAACAAGAAUCUUUUUCGUAAUGUCUAGAAAACUGCCAACUUUUUAUUUUUCUGUUUUAUGGUUUCUAAUCUUUCUUUUCCAAGCAGUGUUUUUCAAACUCAGGGGUUUAUAAUAAUAUAGAUAGCAACAUUAGGUAAACAAUGCUGUAAUAGCUGUUAAUCAUUAAAUUGAACCUAUGCCCAUUUU